Molecule: messenger RNA, 3326 nt
Organism: Myxocyprinus asiaticus (Chinese sucker)
Lineage: Eukaryota; Metazoa; Chordata; Actinopteri; Cypriniformes; Catostomidae
Product: N-acyl-aromatic-L-amino acid amidohydrolase (carboxylate-forming) B-like
Exons: 6
Coding region: 1580-2524 (314 amino acids)
Molecular function (GO): aminoacylase activity; hydrolase activity, acting on ester bonds
Source: RefSeq, a predicted model, not a curated record
GGUCACCAUUCACUUGCAUUGCAUGGACCAACAGAGCUGUUUUCUUUAUUAUUAAUACAUUUUAUAUAAUAAUAACAAUGUAAAAAAAAUAAUGAUUAUUAUAUUAUAUAGAAAUAAUAAUGUAAGGGAUAUUUACAGCUAGUUACUGUACAAUUUAUAUUUUUUACAGUAAUAUGCCUCAGCUACCAAUUACAGUAAUCAGUAAACUACUGUACACAACAAUUGCAGUAGGUUACCGUUAUCAGGUUUUUACAGUAACUAGCUGGCAACAGCGUUGCUAGUAUGUCACUGUAGAAAAAAACCCGGUAAGCUCUAACAGUGUAUAUAUUUUAUGGUUCACUACCAUUUAUAUUAUUAAAUUAUAUAAACUUGAUUAACUAACCUUCUGGAAUUAUAAAAGUCUGCUUUUCACUUUAAAAUGUUUCAUUAAACACAGUAGUAACUACAAAACCCCAUAUGAUGACUUAAAGUUCAUCAAGCAAUAAUGAAUAUACAUGUAUAGACAAUGUAAAAUGUCACUCACACAAACACAAAACAUGUGACCCUAAACAUUAACUACAUAAAAUACAACACAGAACACACUGAUGUACAUACUGUAACUGAUAUUUAAAAUAAGAAGAAACAUAACUAUUCCCUUAAAAUAUAAUGAAAUAUGAUGGGUCACUCUACGAGAAUUCUGGGAACACCCGAUUAUUGAUUUUUCCCCAUAAUUUUAACAAUAGUUUACCGUAAAAAAAUAAAUACAUGUAUUCUCUUUUUUAACAUAAUAUAUAUAUAUAUAUAUAUAUUAUGAUUAUUUUUUACAGUUAAUUAUAUGGUAAAAUCAUACUUUUUACAUCUAAAAAACAUUAAAAAAAAUUUUACAGUAGCAUUUUCUACAUUCUUUUACCGUUAAAAUUACGGAAAUUUUUUACUGUGACUGCAUGCACAGCAUAACAUUUGCGAGGUUCUUUAUGUGUCUGCCAGUGCCAAAAAUAUUAAAGGAAUGUUCCGGUUUCAAUACAAGUUAAGCUCAAUCGACAGCAUUUGUGGCACAGUGUUAUUAUCACAAAAAUGAAUUUCAACUCGUCCCACUUCUUUAAACAAAGCAAAGAUUGAGGUUACAGUGAGGCACUUACAAUGGAAGUGAAUGGGGCCAAUUGUUUAAGCAUUUAAAUUUAGAAAUGUGAGGAUAAUUAUUUUAUAAAAGUUAAAAAAGUCUGUUAAAACUCGUAUUAUUUGAGCUGUAAAGUUGUUUAAAUCAUAAUUUAUGCAGAAUUACAGGGUUUACGGUGUUGUCAUCACGGCAAUAAAGUUGUAAAAUUGGAUAUAAGUUUACAAAUUGGCCCCAUUCACUUCCAUUGUAAGUGCCUCACUUUAACCUUUUUGCUUUUUUUAUUUUUUAUUAAUAUUUUUGUGACAGUCAACAUUAGGCUAUGCCACAAACGCUGUUGACAUACCCGGAAUAUUCCUUUAAUGUAAAUGUACUGCAAAUCACCAUUAAAAAUAACUGACCAAGACUUAUGACAUAAUACAGUAGUAAUUAUGUAAAACACACUGUUAAGGCAAAACACCAUUUGCUAAUUGUUUUUUGUCGUAGAUGGGAUCCACUUUCCUGGCAGCAGUGGGUCGUAUGGCCGUAUGUGGAGGUACCCAUGGCAACGAGCUGUCGGGUGUGUAUGUGGUGCGAGAGAUGGAGAGACAGCGGAAAGUGAAGGGAGAUGGUGUGUGGCCCAUUCCUGUAACAACAGUGCUGUCAAACCCGCGGGCUGUGAAAGAGUGCAGAAGAUACACUGAUACCGACAUGAACCGCUGCUUCAGUAGCGUCAUACUGAGUUCUCCUAUUACAGACAGCAGCCCGUAUGAAGUGCGGCGAGCUCAGGAACUGAACACUAUGUUGGGCCCGAAGGGGUCUGCAGAUGCCAUAGACAUGAUAUGUGACCUCCAUAACACCACUUCUAACAUGGGCCUGACUCUCAUCCAUUACAACACCAAUGACUGGAUGACCCUGCACAUCUGCAAAUACUUACAGACAAAGAUAACCCAAGUGCCUGUGCGAGUGGUCAUGCUGGAUAUUCCCAUAAGUGAUGCAUAUUCGUUGGAGUCUGUGUCCAAGCAUGGCUUUUCGAUAGAGGUUGGGCCGCAGCCGCAUGGUGUCAUCAGGGCAGACAUUUAUAACAUCAUGAAAGAGGGUGUGGACGUGACAUUGGAAUGGAUCCGAAAAUUCAACUCGGGAACAGUAUUUGAAGGCGGGGAGAUGGAAGUCUUUAUGUUUCAGAGCAGUAUUGAUUAUCCCAGAGAUCCUGAGACUCAGGAGCUCAAUGCUGCCAUUCACCCACAACUGCAGGACAGAGAUUUCUGCCUGCUCAAAAAAGGUGAUCCUGUGUUUUUAUCAUUUUCUGGAGAAACCUUGAAGUAUGAGGAGGAAGAACCACGUCAUCCUUUCUUUAUCAACGAAUGUGCCUACUACGAAAAAGGAAUUGCUUUUCACUUGGCAAAAAAGGUGAUGCUGCCAAUUCCAACAGUGCAAGUAAAGAAAGACUGAAUGAGAGAAAAUAUUCCACUUAUGAAUUCAGCAUAAAUCACAGCAUACAAUAGUUUUAAGGGCAGGGAUGCAAACUCCAUGAGAGGUGAGAAAAGUGAGAAAUCAUAGCAGGUGUUCCAUGGGUAAUGUUUCAGUCGGUUUGUUAUUUUCUUACAUAUUUAAAUGAGUUAAAACUUGAAGUACCCAUUUUAAGUGGUUUUAAGUAACAUGUAGAAACUUGUACCAAACAAUUGGACAAAUUAGCUUCAAAAAAGUAGUUUGCAUCCCUAAGUGAUUACCAAACCAUCAUAAAAACAAAACAAAAAAAAAACAACAAUCUGAUUUGAGUCUGAUGAAAUCAAAAGAUGGAAAACAUCUCAAAAGAUCUCACACACAUCUCUUCUUUUUUUUAAAACUGAUAUCUCAGGAAUACUCUGUACUGUAAACCUAUAUGACACAAUGAAUGCCUCAUACUCAUUUUACUCUGCUAUAAAAGAUGGGCAACAUUGUUGUGGAUGAAAAGAUAUUUAUUGUGACCAGCAGCAAAAUGUUCAUUUAACAGGAACGUGUAUAAACAUGUCUAUAAAAAAAGGCAAAACCAUUGGAAGUAUUUUGGACACCAUCAUGAUGUCACAGUGGGCUGUAGAUUGUGAGGUAUCCUAUUUUCUGUAUUGCUGAUAUGUUAUUGCCAUCUCUCCCGAUUGCUUUGAAAACACUGAACCUCUCAAGGGCUGUAAAUUAUAGGGACAAACCUAUAAAACUUGAUAAAUAUUAAAAUAUUACAAUACACAAUAAACCAUGUGGGACAUGCAAAUCAACUUAA